This is a messenger RNA of Cryptotermes secundus, 603 nucleotides long. Its product is annotated as craniofacial development protein 2-like. The transcript has a single exon. NCBI's taxonomy places the organism in Eukaryota, Metazoa, Arthropoda, Insecta, Blattodea, Kalotermitidae. The record is from RefSeq and is a predicted model, not a curated record. Bases 1 to 603 code for a protein of 200 amino acids.
AUGGACUUAAAGAAACAUACUAUAUGUUACAGUGGUAAAGCAGAAGGCAAUAAGGAAUAUGGUGUAGCCUUUGUAAUAGAACAAGAAUUUAAAAGUGCAAUAAUAGACUUUAAACCAAUGAGUGAAAGAAUUUGCACUUUGAGAAUUAGAACAACAUUUUUCAAUAUGACAUUGAUGAACGUACACACACUUACAGAAGAAAAAGAAGAGGAGGUCAAAGACUAUUUCUAUCAACAAAUGGAAGGGACAUAUGAUUCGAUACCAAGUAAUGACAUAAAGGUUAUUUUAAGGGAUCUUAACACCAAAACAGAUAAAGAGAAGGAAUACAGAGGAGUAAUUGGGACAGAAAGUUUACACGAUAUAACCAACCAUAAUGGAAUAAAUUUAAUAGAUUUUGCAGAAAGUAAGAACUUGAUCAUCAGGUCUACAUACUUCCUGCAGAAAAAUAUACAUAAAAGGACAUGGGCAGCACCAGAUGUGGUAACCUUCAAUCAAAUAGAUCAUGUCCUCAUGGGGAAGAGAUUUGCGAUGAAUAUCCUGGAUGUAAGAACAUUAAGAGGGGCAAACUGUGAUAGUGAUCAUUACUUAGUACAGGUUAAAUAG